GUUUUUUCGUUUCAGCCGAAUGACCAUAAAACUCAAUCAACUGAAGUCGCAAUUCGUAUGCGCGUGGAACGGUGAUUGUGAUUGCAUUUCUCACGGACAGCCAUACAAUGGAUGAUGAUACAAUGAAGGGUAAACAGCUGUCACAGCAGCAGCUGGACAAACUGGAGCAAACACUAAAUCAGGAAUCGCAAUCCAAACCAAAGAAGAAAAGUACAAUUAUGGAUAAGUUUCGCUACUUUAAGAACAACAUCACUGUGGAGCCCAUCGUGGCGUGCUACAUUAUGCCCAGUGUCUUGGCCGGGCUCGCCACGCAGAAUCUCAAUCUGGAGAAGGCUUGCCGGGUGAAUCUCAACUAUGGGGAUGUGGUGUGUGACGCGCUGACCAGAAGAGAGACUUCCAAUUAUACGACAGAGGAAGCAGUGGUCCAGCAGAUGGUAGCCCGGAUGGCCGGUUGGAAAACCGUUCUGCAAAGCUCUCUCCCGUGUUUGCUGAUCCUGUUUUGGGGCGCUUGGAGUGAUCGUCACGGUCGACGAAAGCCCUGCAUUCUGAUUCCGAUCAUUGGCGAGUUUACGACGGCUGUGGGACUCAUUCUGUGCACCUACUUCGAGUGGUUACCGAUGGAGGCCGCUGCCGUUACGGAAGCUCUCUUCCCGGCACUGACCGGCGGUUGGUUUACGAUGUUCAUGGGAGUCUUCAGCUACAUUGCGGACGUGACCACUACUGAGGAGCGGACACUGCGCAUCGGAAUCGUUAACCUGUGCUUCUCGCUGGGUGUUCCCAUUGGGAUGGCUUUUAGUGGUGUUCUGCUCAAGAAAAUCGGCUUCUACGGGAUAUUCUCCAUCUCGGCCACCCUCUACCUGAUUGCGUUCUUCUACGGGGUGUUCUUCCUGCCGGAGGUGGACAUUGUCAGCGAAAAAGACCGCCUCAAGGCCAAGGAAAAGAACAUGCUGCUCGACUUCUUCGAUAAGGAACACGUGAUGGAGACCUUCCGGGUGGCCUUCAAGAAGGGCGAACGCCAACGCCGUCUCCGAGUGAUAAUGCUAAUGAUUGUAGUCAUGGUUGUCAUCGGGCCACUGCACGGAGAAAUGUCCGUCAUUUAUCUGUUCACGCGGUACAAGUUCAACUGGAGCGAGGUAGAGUUCAGCUUCUUCUCCAGCUACGGAAUGCUGACGGGUCUGAUUGGGACCAUAUUCUCGGUGGGUGUAUUUUCACAUCUGCUAAAGAUAGACGAUGCUCUCAUCGGGGUGAUGUCCUGUAUGUCGAAGAUACUGUCCAGCUUCGUGUACGCCUUUGCUGCGACCACGUGGCAGCUGUAUCUAGGUCCCAUGGUGGAAAUGCUCAACGGAACGUCGUUCAUAUCGAUGCGCUCCAUUGCCACCAAACUGGUGGCGAGUAACGAGCUCGGCAAGGUGAAUUCACUGUUCGGUGUAGCUGAAGCGUUGAUGCCACUGGUGUACGCCCCAAUGUAUACUACCGUGUAUGCGGCGACGAUCGAUGUACUGCCGGGCGCGUUCUUCCUACUUGGAGGUGCCCUGACGUCACCUGCUGUCAUUAUUUUCCUAUGGAUGUACCGCGUUCACAAACGGGAAGCACGUGAAUUGGCUGAGGAGGCUCGCAUGCAAGAAAAGUACAAACAACUGUCACCCGACGGAGCGGAGAUUAUCCCCACCGGCGAUAGCAUCAUGAACGGAACGGUGAUUAGUCCAGCGAGUACUCGGGUGCCAGAACUUGAAUCACCAGUCCUGAGAGGUAGAUUCGGGUCCGUUAGGAAGUCUUCACUGCCUGGAUUGGCCGGUUUUGUUAACCCAGCUUAUGUACCUCCCGAAGGUGAAGUAAUUCACGAAACGAUCGAAAUCAUGAAGGAUCUUCCGGUCUUGCACGUGGAACAUUGCACACUGUGAUGCACGAUGACAAACGAAUUUUAGAUAGGUUUCUAGUCGAUAAGAUUGUGGUAUACGUAUUUUGUAAAGAAGAAUCUCCUCUAAGAGAACUAUAAGUAUUUCAUCGUCGAGCCGUCAAUGGAUGUUUUUGUAUUUAAGGAUACUUGAUAUAUAAUAAACAUGACUUU
Molecule: messenger RNA, 2068 nt
Organism: Aedes aegypti (yellow fever mosquito)
Lineage: Eukaryota; Metazoa; Arthropoda; Insecta; Diptera; Culicidae
Product: solute carrier family 46 member 3
Exons: 6
Coding region: 108-1901 (597 amino acids)
Biological process (GO): transmembrane transport
Cellular component (GO): membrane
Molecular function (GO): transmembrane transporter activity
Source: RefSeq, a predicted model, not a curated record